UUAUGCAAUUUCUCGUUCUCUCAUGAAAAUAAGAUAUUGCUUCUUCUUUUUUUCUUAAACAAGCUUGCACUCGGAACACAAAAUGCAGAUGUAGUGUGACACUGAGAUUAAUGAUACUACAAUUGUGAAGGAUUUAACUGUUAACAUACAGGGAGACAAGUGUUAAACUAUGAAUGUGGAUUUAAAGAAGUCCUCUUCAAACAGCUCCGAUACCUCUCUAACAAACGAGGAGCAGGAGGCAAAGAUUACUGAAAUAAGAAGGCUGAUAGGACCAUUGCCUGAGAAGUUAGCCAUCUAUUGCUCUGAUGCAGCCAUCAUUAGAUAUUUAAGGUCAAGGAACAGGAAUGUGAAGAAGGCAACUAAAAUGCUGAAACAAACCUUGAAUUGGAGAGCUGAAUACAAACAGGAAGAGAUUCGCUGGGUAUGCUACAAUUCAUCCUCCAUUGAUUUAUACGUAGUUUCUUAAAUAAAGUUAGAAAUGCUUGCAGGACUUGAGCAUUGAUGAUACUACAAUUGUGAAGGAUUUAACUGUUAACAUACAGGGAGACAAGUGUUAAACUAUGAAUGUGGAUUUAAAGAAGUCCUCUUCAAACAGCUCCGAUACCUCUCUAACAAACGAGGAGCAGGAGGCAAAGAUUACUGAAAUAAGAAGGCUGAUAGGACCAUUGCCUGAGAAGUUAGCCAUCUAUUGCUCUGAUGCAGCCAUCAUUAGAUAUUUAAGGUCAAGGAACAGGAAUGUGAAGAAGGCAACUAAAAUGCUGAAACAAACCUUGAAUUGGAGAGCUGAAUACAAACAGGAAGAGAUUCGCUGGGAAGAGGUUGCUCAUGAAGGUGAGACAGGGAAGAUCUACAGAGCAAAUUAUGCAGAUAAGCAUGGAAGAACAGUUCUUGUCAUGAGACCUAGUUGCCAGAACAACAAGUCAACAAAGGGGCAGAUUAGGCAUUUGGUUUACUGCAUGGAGAAUGCAAUUUUAAAUCUUCCAGCAGAACAGGAACAGAUGGUCUGGUUGAUCGACUUGUCACAUAUAUCUGUGAGGGUGACACGGGAAACAGCUCACGUUUUACAAGAACAUUAUCCCGAGCGUCUAGGAGUGGCGAUACUAUACAACCCGCCCAAGUUCUUCGAACCUUUCUGGAAGGUGGCCAAACCUUUUCUGGAGCCCAAGACUCAAAACAAGGUGAAAUUUGUGUACUCUGAUGAUGUGAAUAGCAAGAAAAUAAUGGAGGAUCUUUUCGAUAUGGAGAAAUUGGAGUGUGCAUUUGGUGGAAAUGGUGACUCUGGUUUCAACAUUAGUAAGUUCGCUGAGAGGAUGAAGGAAGAUGACAGGAGGAUGCCUGCUUUUCGGAGUAGGGAAACUACUCAAGCUGCAGCUCCAUCAGAAACCACGCCAAUACUCUGUCAUGUUUAGGAUUAUAAGCCCUCAUCUUCAAUAAAGUGUCUUGGUUACAGAGGGCACUCAUAAUGGCUCCAUGGUAUUUUCAGUAGAGAUGCAAAAACAUCCGACUGUAAACAACCUUGCUAAAUGUUUUAGUGAGUAAUAUGAAGUUGAGUCGA
This is a messenger RNA of Hibiscus syriacus, 1555 nucleotides long. RefSeq names its product phosphatidylinositol transfer protein 3-like. NCBI's taxonomy places the organism in Eukaryota, Viridiplantae, Streptophyta, Magnoliopsida, Malvales, Malvaceae. Bases 561 to 1409 code for a protein of 282 amino acids. The record is from RefSeq and is a predicted model, not a curated record. The transcript is spliced from 6 exons. Gene Ontology annotation, molecular function: phosphatidylinositol transfer activity.